This is a messenger RNA of Mesorhabditis spiculigera, 462 nucleotides long. Lineage: Eukaryota; Metazoa; Nematoda; Chromadorea; Rhabditida; Rhabditidae. The record is from the annotation of a GenBank genome assembly.
AUGACAAAGGUCGCUUCUGUCUUUGGAGAGAUGAACCUAAUUCGACCGAGUCGGCUCGAAGGAAGAAAAAUCGGAAGCCCUAUCCAUGGCUCAGAUGGUCCGCGUCUGUCCGUACCGAUGCGAGAUAAUGUCGGCUAUAGACCUUUGACCGAUUCAAUCCCAAAGGUAAAGAAGCAAUUGCUGGCCAUAGCUAAUGAAAAGGAUGAAGACGACCAGGAGAGACUUAUGGAUUUCGUACGACAAUAUGGAGCAUAUAUCCAAAUGGCGGACGAUGAGAUGGACUUUGGCAUGGGGCUAGAAUUCGGGCACGAUCUAUUCCUUUGCAACGCUCCACGGCUAGACAAGGCUGCAUCAGUCAUCUUGGGAAAGGCUUAUGAAAUGUUGGGAAGAACUGAAUUCGCAUCGAUACUACGCGUCCAAUGCGAGGAACAAAAUCGUCGGAGAAAGAAGCUAUCUAUGAUU